UGCAGCGAGAGUGUGACUCGUCUCGGCAAUCCGAAAAUAAAGACAAGAUUCUUAGAGGGCCAGAACAUCGUAACGGCCCCCAAAACGAAGAGCCGGAGUUGGUGGCAAAAAAUAAAACAAAACCCAACGAUCUAGUGAACGGCGGAGGUAACAGGGUGGAAAACGGACGGAAUUGGCGCAGCGUUUUUCUUCGGUUGCACGAAUGAUUACACCCAGGCCUGUCCGCUCCGAACGCGUACGAUCGUACCGAAAAGGCAUUGACUUGCUGUAGGUCCGUACCAGGACGGUGAUAUUUAGUGGUUGAAAAACAGGGGCCCGCUCUAGGAUAUGGCAUCGGUGUCUAAGAAGCUGCCGUCCAAACUAUAUGCUAUUCAAGCUCAUAGCAGUAAAGUAACAUGCCUAGACAUUGGAGAAACUGGACGCGUUCUGGUUACUGGAGGUCAAGAUCGAAACCUAAAGCUAUGGACAUUCGGUGACGAGAAAUGUUUUAUGACACUUCCCGGGCACAAUUCGUCCAUCGAUUGUGUGAAAUUUGCCUAUUCCGAUGAUUUUGUCUACUCUGCGGACGAUACCGGUGUAAUAAAGCGAUGGAAUCUGAAUGCAUCCGACUCCAUCUCGCUGUUCGGACACAUGAAGAGUGUCCGCACGCUGGACUUUUAUCCGUACAGUGACACAUAUCUCGUGUCCGGUAGCAAUGAUACGUCGAUCCGACUCUGGGAUGUCCGGGAGAAGGUAUGCAUCAAGCGAUACCGGGGUCAUAUGUCGCAUGUUAAUUCGGUCAAGUUUUCACCGGAUGGAUCGUGGAUUGCUUCGGCUGGAGCUGAAGGAAGCGUCAUUAUCUGGGAUAUCAGAAUGAGCAAAUUGUUUAUGGAGUUUACCGAACGACAGACACCUGCAACGUGCGUAAAGUAUCAUCCUACAGAUCUGUUAAUGGCUGCCGGUCGAAGCGAUGGUUCCGUGGAUUUGUAUGAUCUCGAGAAACGACAACUGAUCACACAAACGCCUGCACAGCACAGUACUGGCGCUGGUGGUAGUGGUCAGCCCGUGCGUUGCAUCACGUUCGAUGAGAGUGGCAAAUGUUUGUUCGUCGGUACCGGUGCAGGUAUUUCUGUAGUUGGAUGGGAACCGGACCGAGAGUAUGAUCGAAUCGAUUCGAACUGGAGCCAGCUGGGCGAUAUGAAAAUUGCUGGAUCAAAGCUGCUGUUUGGCACGUACGAGGAAGCCUCGGUGGCGAUCCAUGCCGUGCCGCUAGGGCAUCUGCGUGCCUUUUACAAUCCACAAAAUCAAUCACAAUCAUUCACCCACAAUCAAACGUCUCGCAAGAGCUUCAGCAGAGGUAGUGGCAAGGUGCGACUGUCGAUUGGUGCCAGCGGAGGUGGUGCCGGUGCGGGAGUCGCAUCGGAUGCGGGCCAGGAAGGCGAAGCAGGCAGUGGUAAUGGUGGCGGUAUGUCACCAAACUUGAACAUCGAAAUGAUCGACGAAGAAGAUGCCACGUAUGGCAGUGCGUUCGAUUUCAAUCUACCACCGUCCAAAAGCUCGCUGGAUGCGCUGGGAAAUGGCGGAAUGGCUAGUGGAUCGAAUGUAGGCAUAUCGUUUCCGGCAGGCCCGGGAGAUCCGGUAAUGCCUUCUGCUGGUCCACUCAUUAACAAUCACUAUCUAGUGCGAGAGGAGAUGCAGAUGUACAAUCUGAACAGCCUUGACUACUAUCCACUACCGAAGGGAAUUGUGCCAGAGGUUGAAAAGGAAGACUUUCCGGUUAACAAUGCACAACCACCGGACUACGCACCGAAAAGUGCCAGUCAACAGAUGACUGGUGGUUCUGGUUCGGCGUUUGUGAACGGUACGGCUAGUGGUACAUCGGGGACGGGAAAGAGCGGUGGUUCUGGGACGAGCGGACGAAUUGGCAACACGAGAUCGUCGGUCAGCACAGCGUCAGACCAAAGACGACCCGGCAGCAUUCACGGUGGCGUAGGCCACAGCCGAUCGGCAGGGAACCUUGUAAGACGUCUUGCCACCUCGAAAAGUACACUUGAACUGAACAAACUGCCGGCAGAUGAGGCGGUCACGUUCAAGAAGCCGAUCAGUCGUGGCAGCUCACCUAUCCGGCACCAGAGCCACCAGCCACCGUACCACAGUGGCACUGGGUCGAGCCUGAGCAAAAUUCAGCGUAGCGAGAGCAGUGCUCAGAUCACGGGCAUGCGUAACGGCACGAACGGUGGUACCGAACGUUCUCGGCAGCAUAACGCGAACGUCAAGGUACAAAUCGUCACCAAACCGGUACGCUCCAAAACAUCGCUGGAUAUUCGCCAUCGCACGACAGCUGGACCGGCGGGUGGAAUUUACAGUCAGCGAGCAUCCACCAUUAACCAGAAUGCGGGAAUGAACGCCCAUGGGGAGGCGCUGGCAGACUAUGGCAGUGUUGGAAAUGUGGGCGCACUAAUGUUAGACCAACCGGCCGUAGGACCCACUAUCCUUCGGUACGGUGGUCACGAGAGUACGAGCAUGGAAUACGAAAUACAGGUGCUACGAAACGAGCACGACACUACGCUACAGGCGCUCUGUAAUCGAACCGCACUGCUAUCUGCCAUCCGCAACUACACCAAAUCAGGCGACGUAACUGGUGCGCUGAAGGUGGCAGUACGCAUGAACGAUCAGCAUAUACUGGUCGACGUGCUCGGCGCAAUAUUGGAGAAAACCUCCCAAUGGACACUUGACAUGUGCGUGUUGCUACUGCCAAAGGUGUACGAUCUGCUACAGAGCGAGUAUAAAUUCCAUUGCACCCGGGCCUGCGAUACGCUGCGUGUCAUACUGUCCACGUUUCUGCCCGUGAUUCGCGAAAACACCGACCCGUGGGGCGCGUGUACGAUCGGCGUGGACGUUAGUCGGGAAGAGCGCCAGAGCAAGUGUCUUGAGUGCAAGAACUGGCUGCUGCGAAUACGCUGUUUGCCAGAAAAUCCCAAAAUGGGCAGCAACUUGCAGCAGCUGCAGAAUAUGAUAGUGGACAUCUGAUAGAACGCUGAUGCUUUUGGCCUGCAAAUUGUCUUCAGUUUUCUCCAUUUCCUCAUAAGUUAUUCCUAACGGAUUUGCCAAUUGUACUUUCUAAUCUGCCUAGCUGGUGAUCAAUGAAGUCGCUCUGAUCCGGUAGCAAUGCUCGCGAUCGUUUUAAUAUGUUUUCGUUGAUUCUCUCUAAAGUGAUAACCGUGCGUGCGUGGCAUGCGUGUGAAAGCUUGCCCAGUACGGGCUAUAGCUAUGUACAGUCAAAAUCCGUUCUAAACCUUGCGAGUAUGUGGGCGCCCUUGACAGUCGAACGUUUAUCAAAACAGUCCUUCUCCCUUCCCACUUCGAAUCUAAUCAUAAAACCGUUACAAAUCCAUAUCGCGUACAUGUCUACGUGAAGUUAUUGCAGCUACCUAUUUCCAGAAAAAAUAAGAUAGAAUCCAUCAACUUACCAAUGCAGAUAAACAGCAUCAUUGUGACACUAAAUCACAAUCGCCGUUAUGUGAUCAAAACGUCAGCGCAUGGUCUUUACGUUGCGUGCACAGCACCCGGCAAUAAGCGUCUUGACUGGAAUUGUUCAUAUCCGAUCAAGUUCAAUUAGUAGAGGAUCACUGUGAUUAAUUGUAGCUUUCAAAAAGCGUAGUGCACCAAUUGUAAUCUGAACUAUGUAUCAAUAGCCAUGUGGGUUCGGUGUUGUUCAAUGUUUGCCUUAUUGCCGUUGCCUAACAAUUUUCUUGAUUGAAUGCGCUUUGUGACGUCGACCCUCAGUAUCGGUUAUUUCCAGGCAGAUUUUUAGCGCUAAAACUGUUCUCUACAAGUGACAUGAAAUUGAAGAGGUUUAUGUUUUAAUGUAAAAUUCUUCAGCUCACUAACUAAAAUUUAUGAAUAUUCGAAGCUGCACGAUAAGAGAACAACUUUUUCUUUUGGUUUUGACACCAUAACCGUUGUAGGUCUGUAUUAUGUCUAAAUGGCUUGCUAUCUUCUUUAGCUGGGACUUCAUUUAUUAGAUUAAUAAUCAACCUAGCGUAUGAGUUGUGGUGCGGAUUGAACCAUGCGCAUUAUUGGUUAAACAGUCAUUUCCCGAGUUACGCGAAUGAUGCAACAUAGCACGAUGUCGCAAUGAUGUCGCGUAGCACGGGAAAAGACUGUACUGCAUCACUUACUUGAACAGGCAUACUAACACAAUUUUAACCAAAAUAAGUCGUUUUGUUUAAUCACACUUGAUCGGCAACGCUGUUUGACUGUCCAUUUGCUCGCUCAGUUCACUAACCCAUCUCACACUAAUCCAACCAUAGAUCGUCAACAUAUUUGUGAAUUAGAAUGCAUUACAGUGGAUGAAGGAUUCACGUACAUGCUGUCCUGGUUUUUUCCAUGUGUCCCAUUCCUUAAAUUAUAUUACGCUCGCAUUUUGAUCUAGGCUGUACUUGUGUUUCGUUGCGCCUCUACACACACUUAGGCGUCGCGCUCACUUUGAAUUAAACUUUGUUGAACAAACCCGUUUCUUUUCUUCUGCUACGAUAUCUAAUAAGACUGAUGUUACGUCGUUUGUUGAUGAAUGUUGAGUCGAGAAACUGGCUUAAUAUUAUAUACAUUAACAAAAAAUAUAAAAAAAUAAACGGAAGUAAAGUUAACACGAUACUGAUUACCAGGACGGUGGUAAAAUGGAGCCGUACACUAAUGACUAAUUACGAUCUUAUUAGCUAACUCGCUAGGUUGUAGCAGUUAAGGAUGCGCAACAUGGUAUGAACCAUUUGCUGUAAAAUAUUAAGUUAACAAGAUAGCGAUACGUACAUAAUGGUCGUGCAAAUGGAACAAAAAUGUAGUGCAGACAAAUGAAUGAGGCGUGUUGUUUGGAUGAGAACUCAACGGUUUCGAUAGUCGCGAGAGCGGAAGCGGAUCGUAGACAUUGAAACGUGGGUCGAUUGGCCGGGGACAAAGGUUCGAUGGUUUGAAAAGAUAAACAAAAAGAUUAAGCAUGAGAGCAAACGUGUGUAGUGAUUGGCACUAACCAAAAAUACUAGAAUUACAUUUACAUAGCUGCAUGCCUAAAAGUAUAGUCAUUAUACAUUUACGCCUGAAGGAAAAGCACGGAAACGAAUGGUAGAAAAUUAGACAAUAAUGAGCUACAUUACUAGUAUACUAAACCAUAUCCACCCUCCCCCUCCUCCGUCCCUCUCCCAAACUUCCUUCUCCGUCCUUUUACUGUUGAUUACAAUUUUAUAACAAAAGGAGUGCAAAAUAGAUGAGUGCAGAUCGAAGGGUGAUUUUCUAUAAAAAUCACCUCAAAAGUAAAUCAAGGUACAUACAAAAGCAUGGACAUGUAAUAUGCAUAACAGUGGUUGUAGAAAGGGAGAUAAUCAGUUUUAAAAAGAGAAAGCUAAUAACAUACGUAGUUGUGAAAUUGCGAUAAUACCGUGCAUAUGACACUAUUUCUCUAACACGCAAAUAAUUUAGUUGUAGACGAAGAACUACAUUACCAAGAAGCUCUUCAGAUAUUCAAUCUGCACAAUAGAUUCUUACCAUCGCGUGCGUGGAAUGGAAAACUAAAUUUGAGGUUGGCCUUACUAUAUUACGAACUGCUCAACUUUAAUGAUAUUCAAACACCUCAAACCGACACAAACUUUCAUAACAUAAUCACAAAAUGGAUGAAGAUUCUUAAAACAACCAACAAUCGUACUACCAUGUUGGAGCACUUUACAGCUUAAAGCAGUUUUUAAUUUGACAACAGGACACAACUGUACGCGUGUAAAAAUGUACAAACAUAACUUGCCGAAUUACAUGCUGUUAGUUCAUUUUUUUUAAACAUCUUAUUAAAACAUUAAACAGAAUGAGAUUGUCGUGCUGAGAAAAAAAAAGACAGGUUCACUUCGAAUACAGAAACAAUCCCGCGUCGAGAAGAAACAAAAAAAUGUUGCAGCUACGUGUGCGAGCAUGUGUUAUUCUGACUACAGUUUUUAACUGAUCGGUACUGCCUAACUUUAUUUUGCAAUUGCAAUUCGCCUAUACACAUAAACACAUAGCAAGUGAUAAGCGACUGAAAACGAAGCAAAGAAACGAAAAACAAUAUCAGUGCCCGUGAUAAAACCGUUAAAUAGCAAACAAAGCAUUAGAUGAAGACUUAAUGAAGACAGUUGCGAAUUGGGGGGGAAAAAAACAUUAUUGAACGGGGGCAACAAUUGCGAUGGUUUUAAUUAAAAAUAU
This is a messenger RNA of Anopheles moucheti, 6198 nucleotides long. It is a transcript of the gene kat80, whose product is annotated as katanin p80 WD40 repeat-containing subunit B1. Gene Ontology annotation, cellular component: katanin complex. NCBI's taxonomy places the organism in Eukaryota, Metazoa, Arthropoda, Insecta, Diptera, Culicidae. The transcript has 6 exons. Gene Ontology annotation, molecular function: microtubule binding. The record is from RefSeq and is a predicted model, not a curated record. Bases 328 to 3009 code for a protein of 893 amino acids. Gene Ontology annotation, biological process: microtubule severing; microtubule depolymerization.